AUGUUGUGUGCCUUUGGUUUUAAUGAAACUUUUUGUUGGUGGAUCAGUACUAUUUUUCACUCGGCUAAGCUAUCUAUUUCUAUUAAUGGUAAAGCGCUAGGUUUUUUUAACUGUAAAAGGGGACUCGGACAAGAGGAUCCAUCAUCUCCUCUUCCCUUUUGUCUGGCAGAGGAUGUUUUAAGUAGAGGCAUAUCUAAGUUAGACGUUGAUGGCAAAUUGCACUUGAUGUCAGGGCCUCGAGGCUUUGCUAUGCCUAGUCAUGUGCUCUAUGUUGAUGAUGUGACGAUCUUCUGCAAAGCUAGUCAUAAAAGUUUAAACUCUUUUUGGAUCAUGAUUACAAGGAUUCUAAUUUUUAGCAGGAAACUAAAAGCUAACCAUUUAAUAUUCAUUGUUGAUCGCAUCAAAAACAAGCUUUCCUAUUGGAAGGGGUCCAUGCUUUCGAUCAUGGGCAAAGUUCAACCGAUUAAUAUGAAAGUGGUCACAGUUGUCUGGAAUCAUAUUUGCAAACCUGUUAUAGAUGGCGGCCUUGGAUUAAGGUCCAUAAAGGCAAUCAUCAAAGCUGGUCUGAUAAAGCUUACUUGGGACUUUGUUAACUCAGGAGCACAAUGGACUUCAUUACUUAAGCAUAGAACCUUCAGGAAUUCUUGUAAGAUUAAGUAUCAUAUCACUUCUUCCAACCAAUACGUGGCUUUCUAA
Messenger RNA from Cicer arietinum (chickpea), 696 nucleotides. RefSeq lists its product as uncharacterized. The record is from RefSeq and is a predicted model, not a curated record. Lineage: Eukaryota; Viridiplantae; Streptophyta; Magnoliopsida; Fabales; Fabaceae.